Elaeis guineensis (African oil palm) is the source of this 1029-nucleotide messenger RNA. RefSeq names its product non-specific lipid transfer protein GPI-anchored 9. NCBI's taxonomy places the organism in Eukaryota, Viridiplantae, Streptophyta, Magnoliopsida, Arecales, Arecaceae. The record is from RefSeq and is a predicted model, not a curated record.
GCCGGUAGACCCAAAACCAUGCCGACUCGCAGCUGGCAUCCACACUCUUUGCCGGUGGCCCGGCGAGACAGAUGUCUCAUGCACGGUUCGCCACACGCGAAAAACACGCCGCAUCAUAAUAGUGUGGCACGGUGGGGCGAAAACACUGUCAGUGAAAAAGACAAGAGACAGCAGAGCAGAUCAGUGUUGGCGUUCAGAGUGGCGGUGACGGAGAUGGCGAUCCGAGGGAAGAAUGGCGGUGCGGCGGCUGCGGAGGUGGCACUGGGUGUGGUGGCGUUGCUCUUGGUGGUUGCCACCGGAUCGGCGCAGCAGGUGCCGGAUUGCGCGUCGAAACUGUUACCGUGCGCGAACUACCUGAACACGACGACCCCACCGGAGUCGUGCUGCGGGCCGCUGAAGCAGGCGGCGAAGGAUGAUACGGACUGCCUCUGCUCGAUCUUCAACGACAAGACCGUCCUCCAGGCCUUCAAGGUUGACAUCGAGCAGGCCCUCCAGCUCGCUAAAAAGUGCGGCAUCGACGCCGGCAACUCCAUCUGCGCCAAGUCCAACGCCACCACCACCGAUUCGGCUCCGUCCGUGUCCAAUAACACUACAGCCUUCACGCUGGUAGAAGAGCCUAAGUUGCAUGAUGUUGAAGCACAUCAAGCCAAAAACUACUCUGUAGAAGAACAAAUGGAGGAGAUCACUUGGCCAUUUACCAAGAAGUGAUGUUGCUUCUCCUGAGGCGAAAAACGUCAACUCUGCUGUACGUGGGGUAGCCUGGAUUGGAAUGUCAGGCAUGGUGAGCUUGCUCUUGUUUUGGUGGUCAGUCAGAGCAUAGGAAGUGCUUGCUAUCAGCCUCCUAGUCUAGCAAAAAAUAGAGAGAUCCAAAUCCAAAUUGGGGUAUGUUGUCGCUGCUUCUAGUUUCAAUCUUUUUAUUUGUGUCAACUUCAUGGGGUGUUUAUCUGUUGUGUUGCUAGAGAUCCUGUACUUAAUAAACUCUUUCACCGUAUUUUGAAGUAUUAUCAAUAAAUAUCCGUUGUUCUUCUA